Microbotryum saponariae is the source of this 491-nucleotide messenger RNA. The record is from the annotation of a GenBank genome assembly. Lineage: Eukaryota; Fungi; Basidiomycota; Microbotryomycetes; Microbotryales; Microbotryaceae.
AUGCCCCCUGCAACCCAUCGCCUACGACGAUGGCUUCCAUGGCUCUCGACCACAGCAGCUGAUUAUCGCCUCGUCUCGCGGCAUACGUUCCGGCUCCAGCAUCUUGCUACUCGCUCCAGCUCGUCGCGACCAGCAGGAGUCUCGGCAACCUCAGUGUUCUAUCGAAAGCUCGCCCCUUCCAUGUGAGGCGGAGUUUGGAGAGCGAGUGAACGUCCCUUCCGCCGCUGACCUGUCACUUGAUCCUCACUAGGCUGCAUUGCCUCGCCCUCGGCUCUAUCGUGUGCUAUGGUCUCGAACUGCUGCACUCACACCUCCAUGGGCAAUAUCUCGCGAAGGAGCUUCAAGCUCGUGUCGACGAGCUCAAGAUCGACAUCGAGCAAGUGCUUUCUAGCCACGUUGAGAUGAGCUCAACAGGAGCACUUGAUACGAAUGUGAACCCACCACAUCCACAGCGGACCGGACGCUGGUGGCAGUUUGGGAGAGAUGGAUGA